This is a messenger RNA of Trypanosoma grayi, 336 nucleotides long. RefSeq lists its product as hypothetical. The record is from RefSeq and is a predicted model, not a curated record. The transcript has a single exon. NCBI's taxonomy places the organism in Eukaryota, Euglenozoa, Kinetoplastea, Trypanosomatida, Trypanosomatidae. The annotation marks the transcript as partial.
CGUGGCGCGGCUUCUCCUGCGGCGCGAAAAGGGCGGCCUCUGCGCUCGCUGGCGGUGUUCCUGGUGUGCCUCUUCGGCUUUCUGCACGUUCUGCCGCCGAUGCCGCAGCGGGUUCCAACCAUCGCCAACAUCACCGCCGGUGGCAAAAAGGACGCCAUCACCAUAGUCAUUACCGACACGCAGACACCGUUGGCUUCGGCGCGAGCAGCAGUGGCGGGCUCGGCUGGAAGUCGACUCGCGGCGGCGCUGCGCCAGCGCGCGUGGUGCUCACCGUCACCGGUUGCGCCCAGCGUGAGCCUCGUGCUGGUGUUUGGCGCCCCGCCGAGUGCGGUGCGG